Molecule: messenger RNA, 1090 nt
Organism: Bactrocera latifrons
Lineage: Eukaryota; Metazoa; Arthropoda; Insecta; Diptera; Tephritidae
Gene: Spt7
Exons: 3
Coding region: 76-1065 (329 amino acids)
Cellular component (GO): SAGA complex
Molecular function (GO): transcription coactivator activity
Source: RefSeq, a predicted model, not a curated record
GAAAGAAACGAUUGUGAACGACAUCUUUACAGAAAGGGGAAGACCGUCAAACACACAACAAAAAUUUAUUUAAUUAUGCCGCGACAACUUUGGGGAAAACUAAAAGAAACAUCGGUGAAGGAAAAUGAACCCGAAAAAAUGGUGCCUGUAGCAGCAAAACGCACAAAACUCGAAGAAAUGCAGGAGAAACUGCCAUCCAGCACAAACAAAAGGGUGGAACUGCAGGUGAAAAAUCCCUUGGUGACACAAACAAUAGAAGUUAUGAAGCAAACUGAAAUGUUGCAAUCUCUUAUUGACACCUAUUCGAACAAAUCGGGCACAUCGAAUUACUUGCUAAAUCCUUGUCAAAUGAUACCUGAGGUUGACUUCCCACCUGAAAAUGCUGCAGAUUUUAUCAAUGAUGAUAAAUUUGCUAAGCCCAUAUGGUUUAUACCGCCAAUUGAAAGCAAUUUCGCGCGCGGUGUACCACAGGCCUAUCCUCAAAUCAACCCGAAAAUAUGCCGCGCUGCUUUACGAAAGGCAGUUUGUGGUCAACUUCGUGUAUGUGGUUUCACAGAUAUUUCCGAAUCGGCAUUAGUGUUAUUCGCCGAUGCAGCGCAGGAAUUUAUGCGUAACUUUAUGGAACGGAUUCGCGAAGUACACGCCAACAAUCCACAGCUUGAAAUGGAGAAUGAAGUUGAAGUGAAAAGCCUGGAAAAGGCAUACUAUUCCUUAACAAAUGCGUCGUUAACAAAUGUGCAUAACUAUUUUAAACAUCAAUUGGUCGCACGAAAUCGUAGUGAAAUUGCAGAAUUCAAUGGUGUACUUCAGGAGUAUGAUAAACUAAUGAAGGAGAGCCAAAGUAUGCAAAAGGAAGAAUUUCAAGAAGGCGAUUUCCUUAAUAUACUUGAAAUGCCAACAUCUAAUGAUCCUAAUGUCGGCGUGUUGAGUAGCGGUAUGCAGGAUAUACCCAAUUCAACAGGUGUUAGUGCACAAAGUGGCGUUGGAGUGCUAAGCAUGCUCGAGGGUCAGUCACACGUGUCUGUACAGCACACAGGAUAUACUGGUAGCACAAUGGAUUUGUAAAUAGCCAUUAUUAGUCAUUUAAAGU